Molecule: messenger RNA, 1087 nt
Organism: Chenopodium quinoa (quinoa)
Lineage: Eukaryota; Viridiplantae; Streptophyta; Magnoliopsida; Caryophyllales; Amaranthaceae
Product: actin-depolymerizing factor-like
Exons: 3
Coding region: 247-678 (143 amino acids)
Biological process (GO): actin filament depolymerization
Cellular component (GO): actin cytoskeleton; cytoplasm
Molecular function (GO): actin filament binding
Source: RefSeq, a predicted model, not a curated record
GUUCAUUCAACUCCAAAAUUGAGAGUUGAGACAAUCAAAUCCACAAUGACACUCGUCUGAAAGUAGUCCCCAUCUCAAAGGAAUCAUAUUCUGCAAUUUCAAUCAAAUUCUAACCGACCCACUUUCUUUGUUGGGUGCCUACUUUUUUGCUCUUCUUUUAUUUCUCACAUUUUCCUCUCUCUUCCCUUUAAAUUUUGAAUCUUGUACAGUAAUUCCCCCUUCUUCUCGCUGCAAAACUAAGCAACUAUGGCUUUCAGAGGGAGGAAUGCUCAAUCUGGAAUAGGAGUUGCUGAGCACACCAAGAACACAUUUACGGAACUGCAGAGGAAGAAGAUGCACCGUUAUGUGGUGUUCAAGAUUGAUGAGAAAAAGAAGGAAGUAGUUGUGGAAAAGACUGGAGGACCAGAAGAAAGUUAUGAUGAUUUUCUUGCAUCGUUGCCUGAGAACGAUUGUCGCUAUGCAGUUUAUGAUUAUGACUUUGUGAACUCUGAGAACUGCCAAAAGAGCAAAAUCUUUUUCGUAGCAUGGUCCCCAUCAGUGUCCCGCAUUCGCUCCAAGAUGCUCUACGCAACUUCUAAGGACAGCUUGAGGAGGGAACUGGAAGGAAUCCACUAUGAGAUUCAAGCUACUGAUCCAUCUGAAGUGGAUGUCGAGACUCUUCAGGACAGAGCUAAGUGAUCAAUUUCUCGAUAUAGCUAAUGAAGGGACCUUUUUGUUCUUAUAGUAAUGCGAACUAAUUGCGUAUGCUUUGAGACAAAGAUGCAUAUACCUUACUAGCUUGGUCAAUAAACAACUUGGUAACCCGGGGAGUCUGAUUAGGAGCUGUUUCUUUUGCUGUCCUGACUUAGGGGGGCUCUUUUGGUUCCUGAGUACCAUGAUGCUUCCCUAAUCCAUGAAAGUUGUAAUCCCAACUUACUCUCUAUGUAUCUGUAUGUUAUCUUUUUUGCAUUUUUGUAUCGUAUUGACUGUAUGACUGUAUGUAUUGGUCUCCAUGUUUUGAUGUUCUUUGACGUUCUUUGGUGACAUGUUGUGGAAUGAUACAAUUUCUUUAUUUCAUUGAAUAUCGAUUGGUCAUGAGAACUUAUAA